This is a messenger RNA of Planococcus citri (citrus mealybug), 2852 nucleotides long. RefSeq names its product phosphatidylinositol-3-phosphatase SAC1-like. NCBI's taxonomy places the organism in Eukaryota, Metazoa, Arthropoda, Insecta, Hemiptera, Pseudococcidae. Gene Ontology annotation, biological process: phosphatidylinositol dephosphorylation. Gene Ontology annotation, cellular component: endoplasmic reticulum. Bases 194 to 2014 code for a protein of 606 amino acids. Gene Ontology annotation, molecular function: phosphatidylinositol-4-phosphate phosphatase activity. The record is from RefSeq and is a predicted model, not a curated record. The transcript has 15 exons.
GUGAUAAGCUAGCUAUGUUUAUGUUCGUUUGGCCGGGUUUUGCUCCGCGCUAUCCUGCGCAGGGUAGACAUAAUGCACCAGGAAUCCAGGAUUUAAACCGAGCUAGACCGAGUGAGCAACUGCAAACUGCAACUGCAACUGCAAAACGAACAUAGCUGCUGAUGCUGAUGGGAUAGUCUCUUUGAAGUUUGAAAUGGAAAUUAACGACAUGAAAACGUACAAACUAUAUGACUGCUUGAAUUUAUAUUCAACACCUGAAAGUUACUACUUACAACCAACUGAAAAUGAAUCCGUAUUGCUUCACAUCGAUCGGGUUACUGAAGAAAUGUCGUUACAAACUAAUAACGGCCAAAUUCCACCACUGGCCGAGAUGCAAACCAUAUACGGUGUUUUGGGCAGAAUUCGAUUAGUCUCUGGUUUCUAUCUGGUAGUUAUCACAAAUCGUAAACAUAUUGGUCAGGUAUCCGGUCAUGAUAUUUGGCAGAUUGGAGAUGUAGAUUUGAUACAAUUUAUGAAAACUUCGCAUUAUUCAAAUCUAAAGCAGGAUGAAUGGAACAAUGAUUACCACAGUAUGUUGGUUAGUAUAUUGAGUACUUCACAUCUAUACUAUUCAUAUACUUAUGAUAUUACUCAUACUUUGCAAAGAUUAAAAGCUACUUCGCCAGAUUUCCUCAACAUUCCAUUGUUUAAGAGAGCAGAUCCUCGAUUUGUAUGGAACGGAUAUCUAUUGGAUCAGUUUUGUAUUACUCCAGAUCUUCAUAAAUUUUGCGUGCCAAUUAUACACGGAUUCGUUUCGAUAAAUUCUUAUACAUUCGAAUACGAAGGUAUCAACGAGAAGAAAACUAUUCGGUUGGCUUUGAUUGCUAGACGAAGUUGUCGUCGUGCUGGAACUCGAUUGUAUAGAAGGGGUAUAGAUUCUGAUGGUAACGUGGCUAAUUUUGUAGAAACUGAACAAAUCGUGGAGUACGAUGGAGCUCAAAACUCCUUUGUUCAGAUUCGAGGUUCGAUUCCAUUGUUUUGGCACCAGUAUCCUAAUUUAAAAUUAAAGCCGAAACCGACCAUAAUUCCGGACGAAAAUCAUUUAGAAGCUUGUUCUAAACAUGUCGAAGAACUUACAGAAAAAUACGGCGAUGUUGUUAUGAUUAAUUUGAUUGAUCAAAGAGGUCCUGAAAGCAAACUACAAGUGAAAUUCAAAAAUGUCAUCGAAGAACUUCAAAAUAAAAAAAUUAGAUAUGAAGCGUAUGACUUCCAUAACGAAUGUAAAAACAUGAAGUGGGACAAACUUAACGCCUUAAUCGAUAAUUUAUCUAACGAACAAGAUCGAUUCAAUUACUUCUCGAUGAAUAAAGACAGAAAAACUAUUUCAUUGCAAGAGGGAAUCUUCAGAACGAAUUGUAUAGACUGCCUCAACCGUACUAAUGUUGUUCAAAGUCUCAUUGCCUGGAGGAGUUUAACCCUAAUGCUACAACAAUUAGAACUGUUAAAUCCAAACAAACCGAUAAAACGUGAAGUACAGUUUUACCGUAUGUUUCAAAACAUUUGGGCUGAUCAUGCAGAUUACAUUUCGAUACAGUACUCUGGUACAGGAGCAUUAAAAACUGACUAUACUAGGACAGGACAAAGAACGAAGCGAGGUGCUUUGAACGAUGUUGCUAAUUCGUUGCUUCGGUAUUAUAAAAAUAAUCUUAAAGAUGGCUUUAGACAGGAUUCCAUUGAUUUAUUAUUAGGCAAUUAUAAAAUCAAAGUAGGCGAAGGGGUUACAGAAAAGUGUCAGUUGGAUACGGUCCGAUUUCGAACAUAUCAAACAUUCGUAUUAUUGAUGGCCAUCGCUAUGCUUGUUUCACAUAUUAUAUUUCCAUCAGAACUUUCCACGAGUACCUGGUUAUUCCUGAUUUUGUGCGAUGUUAUUUCGUUUGCAGCAUUAUGCGUGGCUAUUUACUAUAGUGACGAAUUUGUUGACCAUCCGAAGCUUUGCCCGUUAGAUUUGAAGCAGAGAUCGGAAGCUGAAACAUAAAGCUUAGCUUUUCGCUUUUAGCUUCUGAUGAAAAUUAUAAAGCUUUGGCUUUUCGCUUUUGACUUUCCAAUUUAUAUGGAUGUAAAGCUAGCUUUUGGCUGGAUUUCACCACAUGGCUGAAUUCGGCUUUCAGCUUUUAGCUUUCAGCUUUUGGCUUUCAGCUUGGCAGCCAAAAGCUGAGAGAUUUCGGCUUUUUUUGGCAUAUAUUUAAUUUUUUUAACCUGUCUGGCUUAUCUCAAAAUCAUAUUUUGAAUUUUUCAUUUUUUAUUAUUUUUUUUUAUUUUAUAUCAAAUUUUCAAAAUAUUGUGGCCGAAUUCAAAAUUUUGAACACAAAAACUGAAAACAAAACAAAAUACAAAAAAUACUAAAUACAGUAAAAAGCCAUAUAAGAAAGCUGAAAAAUAAAGCUUUCGGCUUGCUUUGGCUUUCAAAUUUAUAAAGCUUAGCUUUUCUUUUAGCUUCCAAAAGUUUUUGUGAUAUGGCUUUUUACGGCUUUUAGCUUUUAGCUUGCUUCUGGUCUCUGAUUUGAAGCGAUUACAUUCUUAAGAAAAAUGUCGAAUUUGAUAAAUACGAGAUUGUAAUUAAAUUGUUUCAUAAACAACGCAUUACGUAUAGGUAGAAAUGUGCAAAUGUAUGUGUUGCGAGCCUAUCUUGAUAAAUUCUACGAUAAAAUCAUCUUUUGCAUUAAUUUAUUGGAGAAGUGCCUGUUAAAAUUUCGAUGUAGAUGAUACAACUCGUAUGUGUCUGCAGUAGUUUAGUUUUAUGCAAGAUAUUUUUUAUAAUAAAGUAUUGAAAAAUGUGCUCUUUUUCCCAUCUGCGAAAAAACAAUUUCAAUACG